UCGAAUAAGGGUGAAGAGUGUCCACGCACCACCUGAAGGCCUGACUUGAAAAAUAAUGUGCGAACUGUGCAGUUCUGCAGCCCGCAAUAUGGCUGUGGAGUUUGUAAAACUCCGCCACACCGAGAGUUUUGCGAUAAAGAAGACCUUCUCGCCGUCUCGUGCUAUCUAUUUAGCCUCAGAGAAGCACAUUGUAUUUCUGUUAAAUAUUUGAUCGGACCACAGAUUGGUGUGGGCCAUCAACCUCUCAAAGAGCCCGAUCGAUUAUUAUUGUCGUAAGCGUUAGCCGACAAGGCAAGUCUGACAGCUACGAAAUGACAACAACAUGGACUCAGACAUCUGAUGGCCACUACAUGCGGGCUAUAGGUGCAAAUGAACAUUUCAUCAAAUUCGUCGGGGAUCGUGCGCACCCAGCUGGCCGAGAGCAAUGGUCCGUCACUGUAACUGCCACAAUGAAGAUUCCGGACACUAUCUCGACAAUCAAAUACGCAGAGAUAUUACGGGAUGCAUGGAAGCUGCUCCGUUUUGAGCACCCAAAUAUAGCAUCGACAGCAGAAGAGCCUGAAGGCUUCGGUGCAGUAUUGCACUACGUCGUUCCAAACGCCGCGGAAUUGGAUGACUGGCUUAGUGAGACACUUUCGAUUGUAGAAGACUCUUCCUUAAGCCCAGAAGAUGUGAUUGCUACGCUGAAACCUCAAAAAUUCGUUUCCCUUCAUUUUCUUCCACAUCAUUCACAGAUUAUCCUUCACACGGCACAUUGGCGCAUAGACGGAUACGGUGCGUUUUACUUGUUGAACGCCUUCUUUUAUGCGAUCAAGGAAAUCCUGGAUAACAAUGGUUUACCAUCUCUUCCAUGGGGGAAUGAAACAGCCCGUCUGGUAGCGAGUCUUGAAACUGCCCUGGACUUACCAGAAGAGGACACCCAAGACGUAAUUGACGCUGCUAGACAGUAUAUCAAUACUCAAAUUCUCAUGAAGGAUUCUAUCGGAAUUCCUUACAUUGGGGAUGUAAACCAAAAGCCUGGAGGUACUCGAAGUGUUACCAUGGAAAUUGCCCAAGACCUGACGGAUAGCUUGGAGGUCGCCUCUAAGCAACACGGCGUUGGCCUAUUUUCGGCCUGCCAUGCGGCAUUAGCUGCUAUUCAUUUCUCCUCAUCAAGUACGCCGUCGAACGCAAUACAGCAUUAUGGCAGUACAAUUCGACUCAACAUGCGGCCGUAUCUUCUCCCACCAUACAAUACUUCAGCAGGAGCGUGCAGCAUCUAUACUGGUGGAUAUCGUUUGCAAGUGCCCUCCACUCAAUCGUUCAUUGAUACUGCCAAGCAGUACUGGCGAGAGUAUGAAGAAGGUGUUUCAGAGAUCUUUCUCCGAUCACGUCGACAAUUUGCUCUGAUUAUUCUAGAAGGUCUCCGCAAGGGCGUUCCUGUUGCCAACCCCCCUCCGAGCAAUAUUGAUAUCUCCAUAGUUGACAAUGCCGAAGCAAUUCUGAGUUCGACUUUGAAUACCAAAGCUGGCCCUUUGGAGAUCCUGAACGUUAACUUGGGAAUAGAAACACUUACGCGACAGCCGUACCUUUUUCUAUGGAAAUUUAGAGGGAAGUUGAAUCUGAGCUUGUGGUACAACGAGAAGUAUCAGGAUAGAAAAGUGGCGCUGGAGGCCCUUAAAAGUAUCUGCCAGGCUUUAACAAGAGGGCUAGGUCUCAAGACCCAAAGUGAAUGAGCAGUUUUCAU
Talaromyces proteolyticus is the source of this 1726-nucleotide messenger RNA. RefSeq lists its product as uncharacterized. The coding region runs from base 312 to 1715 and encodes 467 amino acids. The transcript has a single exon. The record is from RefSeq and is a predicted model, not a curated record. NCBI's taxonomy places the organism in Eukaryota, Fungi, Ascomycota, Eurotiomycetes, Eurotiales, Trichocomaceae.